Messenger RNA from Mesoplodon densirostris (Blainville's beaked whale), 1359 nucleotides. It is a transcript of the gene CXCR3, whose product is annotated as C-X-C motif chemokine receptor 3. NCBI's taxonomy places the organism in Eukaryota, Metazoa, Chordata, Mammalia, Artiodactyla, Ziphiidae. The transcript has 2 exons. The record is from RefSeq and is a predicted model, not a curated record. Gene Ontology annotation, biological process: immune response; inflammatory response; G protein-coupled receptor signaling pathway. The coding region runs from base 1 to 1359 and encodes 452 amino acids. Gene Ontology annotation, cellular component: membrane. Gene Ontology annotation, molecular function: C-X-C chemokine receptor activity.
AUGGAGGAAGGGCAAGGAGAGAGGAGAGGGGGCCGGGAGGGCUCUGGGCACAAGAUGGAAGCUCUUCCUCCAGUCCACAGUCCCUGGGCCGAUGGGAUGACCCAGAAGGGAGAGAGAGAAGCAGCCUUCGAGAAGGGAAGUUACCAGCCCAGCACCCAGGCCAGGCACCUGGAGCUCAGAGGGCAUGGUUUCAGAAGAAAGGCAGGACAGUUCCAGGGAGUGACUUUUAAGGCCUUCACAGGCUCUGUGCCCUCCCUCCCUCCACAGAUGAGUGAACGCCAAGAGUUCCAAGCCUCAGAGCUUGCCUUCCUCCUGGAAAACUCCUCCUAUGACUACGGAGAAAACGAGAGUGACUCCUCCUGCUGCGCCUCCCCACCCUGCCCGCAGGACUUCAGCCUCAACUUCGACCGGGCCUUCCUGCCUGUCCUCUACAGCCUCCUCUUCAUGCUGGGGCUGCUGGGCAAUGGCGCUGUGGCGGCCGUGCUGCUGAGCCAGCGGGCGGUCCUGAGCAGCACCGACACCUUCCUGCUGCACUUGGCCAUGGCUGACGCACUGCUGGUGCUGACGCUCCCGCUCUGGGCGGUGGACGCGGCCGUCGAGUGGGUCUUCGGCUCCAGCCUCUGCAAAGUGGCAGGUGCCCUCUUCAACAUCAACUUCUACGCGGGGGCCCUCCUGCUGGCCUGCAUCAGCUUCGAUCGGUACCUGAGCAUUGUGCACGCCACCCAGCUCUACCGCCGGGGGCCCCCGACCCGCGUGGCCCUCACCUGUGUGGCGGUCUGGGGGCUCUGUCUGCUCUUUGCGCUCCCGGACUUCAUCUUUCUGUCCGCCCACCACGACAAGCGCCUCAACGCCACCCACUGCCAGUACAGCUUCCCGCAGGUGGGCCACACAGCCCUGCGCGUCCUGCAGCUGGUCGCCGGUUUCCUGCUGCCUCUGCUGGUCAUGGCCUAUUGCUACGCCCGCAUCCUGGCCGUGCUGCUGGUCUCCAGGGGCCAGCGGCGGCUCAGAGCCAUGAGGCUGGUGGUGGUGGUGGUGGUGGCCUUUGCCCUCUGCUGGACCCCCUACCACCUGGUGGUGCUGGUGGACACCCUCAUGGACCUGGGGGCCGUGGCCCGCAACUGUGGCCGAGAAGGCAGCGUGGACGUGGCCAAGUCGGUCACGUCAGGCAUGGGCUACAUGCACUGCUGCCUCAACCCUCUGCUCUAUGCCUUUGUGGGUGUCAAGUUCCGAGAGCGGAUGUGGAUGCUACUCAUGCGCCUGGGCUGCCCCGACCAGAGGGGCCACCGGCGGCAGCUUCCGGCUUCCCGCCGGGAUUCAUCCUGGUCUGAGACCACAGAGGCCUCCUACUCAGGCUUGUGA